Amoebophrya sp. A25 is the source of this 1174-nucleotide messenger RNA. The record is from the annotation of a GenBank genome assembly. NCBI's taxonomy places the organism in Eukaryota, Dinophyceae, Syndiniales, Amoebophryaceae.
AUGGGUGGAUCUACGAAGGUGAACCUGUUUUCUGCAGUGAUAUUUUCCUGGAAGCGGACGUGGAGGACCAUUCGAAUGCUCUUUCAGCCAGAGCAUCACGUGCUGCGAGGUUUCAUGAUCGCUUAUUUCUUUUUCAGUGACGGCUACAGCACCAUCAUCAAUGUGGGCAUCAUUUACGCGCAGACGGAGCUGAACAUAUCGACGAUGUGGCUUGGUGUCAUUCUGGUGGAGGUAGUCUUCUUCAAUAUGGUUGGGGUCCGCUUCUACCGCUGGCUCUUUGAGGAACGCUUUUCGAUGCGCCUGCAGCAAGCCCUGCUGAUUUUACUGUAUCAGUACAUCGCAAUUAGUGUCUUGGCGUUUCUCAUUUUGCAGUUCGGCCUGAUUCCUCUGUUUUUCUUCGGAUUUUCGCAUGGAAUGCUUCUCGGAGCGGUGAUGGCGACCACGCGAGCACUGUUCUCUUCCCUGGUGCCGCACGGUCUUGAGGCGCAGUUCUUUGCCCUGUACGCGAUCUCAGACAAGGGCAGCAGUUGGAUUGGUCCUUGUGUUGUAGCCGUGAUGUCACAGUUUGCGUCAGUACGCUACGGCAUUCUUUGGGUCGUCGUCGCUCUCGCAGUGGGUGCCUUCAUUCUGUGUCGCCUACCAUUGGAUGAAGUGUUGGCUCAAAAGAGAAAAUCACAGCGAACGUCUAGCUCAUAUACUAGGGAAAAUGCCGCUCCUGAUCAAGUGGGAUCAUCUUCAGCGGCAGAAUAAUGGUGAAAUAGAAACCCUCUCUUUGAUGUUGUUCUUCAAGAGCUUUAUUUCAAGAGGAUUCUUGUUCAGUUGUAGUCGUGGAUAGUUGCAGUUCUUAGUCUGAGUCUUUUUCCUCAAUUCUCUUACGGAUGCGCUGUAGAAAGCUGACACUAAAUUAAUAUUACCGCACGCUAGUUGUAGAAGUGUAAUAUUGCACAUGUAGUUUGUUACUUCUGCGCUUGCCUCUAGAUUUCGGUGGAUCCGUUCAAGACUUUUUUAAUGAUUUUCCGGCAAGUCUGUACAGGUGUAGUUUUGUUCGAAGCUCAAUGUAUCUUAUAAUAGUGUGGACAGAGAAAACGAAGCAUUAUUUACUUCUAAAAUUAGCUCAGCUUCAGCCGCUGCUGGACCUGGAGCCACCUCCCCUUUGUGUUUUGCAGGGAUUCGG